This is a messenger RNA of Homarus americanus (American lobster), 3514 nucleotides long. It is a transcript of the gene Khc, whose product is annotated as kinesin heavy chain-like. The transcript has 20 exons. Gene Ontology annotation, molecular function: microtubule motor activity; ATP binding; microtubule binding. Gene Ontology annotation, biological process: microtubule-based movement. Bases 330 to 3245 code for a protein of 971 amino acids. The record is from RefSeq and is a predicted model, not a curated record. Lineage: Eukaryota; Metazoa; Arthropoda; Malacostraca; Decapoda; Nephropidae.
CCUGUGUCUCCUCCCGUAAGGCUGAGAGAGAGAAAAUGGCCGCACGGGAGUAGCGACUUUUGCUUGGGCGUUCCUACAUUACCAAGGCCGUGUUUCAUUGUGCCUGUGAGCCACUAAAAAUUGUAAAAUUACCCUACAGGAUCUGUUGGCCAUUAUCAGCGUGAUUUACUUAUUGAGGACGUUUCUAUAACUCCAUAGAGCGAGGAACCUGCAGGAUCCACCCAAAACACAGCUGACUACACCAUAGUCAAUAUUCCUUCCCAAUGAUGUACCAAACUUUACAUUUACGUUGUUAAAAUAGUGGCAAGACGUGUUACAAGGACGGCAACAUGUCGGGUGAGGCCCAAGAAAAAGGUAAUGAGGACUCUAUUAAGGUAGUGGCAAGAUUCCGGCCGCUGAAUGACUCUGAGGAGCGAGCUGGAUCAAGGUUCAUAGUCACAUUCCCUCAAAACAAAGAUGACCAGCUAGUGAGCAUAGGGGGCAAAGUCUACCAGUUUGAUAACAUCUUGAAGCCUAACGUAACCCAAGAAAAAGUUUACAACACAUCAGCCAGAGAUAUUGUAAAAGAUGUGCUCAAUGGCUACAAUGGAACAAUCUUCGCCUAUGGGCAGACCUCUUCGGGGAAAACACACACCAUGGAGGGUGUUAUUGGAGACCCAAAUCUCCAGGGUAUCAUACCUCGCAUCAUCCAAGAUAUCUUUAAUCAUAUCUAUAACAUGGAAGAAAACCUUGAGUUCCAUAUCAAGGUAUCCUAUUUUGAAAUCUACAUGGAUAAAAUUCGAGAUUUACUAGAUGUGUCCAAAGUGAAUCUUGCUGUACAUGAGGAUAAAAAUCGUGUACCAUUUGUGAAAGGUGCCACAGAACGGUUUGUGUCAUCGCCAGAAGAAGUGUUAGAGGUAAUAGAAAUGGGCAAGAGUAAUCGCCAUGUUGCUGUUACAAACAUGAAUGAACAUAGUUCGAGAAGUCACAGUGUUUUCCUGAUUCAAGUUAAACAAGAGAAUAUUGAGUCUCAGAAGAAACUACUUGGAAAGCUUUAUCUUGUUGAUUUAGCUGGGAGUGAAAAGGUAAGCAAGACUGGGGCAGAAGGUUCUGUUUUAGAUGAAGCAAAGAACAUCAAUAAAUCACUCUCGGCCUUGGGCAAUGUGAUCUCUGCCCUAGCUGAUAACACUAAAACCCAUGUUCCAUAUCGAGAUUCUAAGCUGACUCGAAUUCUUCAAGAAUCACUUGGUGGUAAUGCCCGAACUACAAUUGUUAUAUGCUGUUCUCCGGCAUCCUUCAAUGAGUCAGAAACAAAGUCCACACUUGACUUUGGCAGGAGAGCCAAGACAGUGAAGAAUGUUGUGACGGUCAAUGAGGAGCUAACAGCUGAGGAAUGGAAACGCCGUUAUGAGAGGGAAAAAGAAAAGGUGACCAAACUAAAAGCACAGUUGGAGAAGAUGGACCUGGAGCUUGGGAGAUGGCGUGCUGGUGAAUCUGUGAGCACUGAUGAACAGGUGGCUAUUGAUAUGGAUGCCUCAACUACAUCACUACAGUUGGCUCCAGUUUUGGCUCCAACGGUGGUUGUUGCUGUUGAUGGUGAUGCAGAAGAAUGGGGAAGGGAGAGAGAGCGUCUUUACCAGAAUUUGGAUGAGAAGGAUGAUGAGAUCAAUCAUCAGUCACAACUAGUGGAGAAACUUAAGGAACAAAUGCUUGAGCAAGAAGAGUUGAUAUCAUCGACACGGCGUGACUAUGAGCUUCUGCAGUCAGAGAUGACCCGGCUUACUAAUGAGAACGAGAAGGCCAAGGAGGAAGUGAAGGAAGUAUUACAGGCCCUGGAGGAGUUGGCUGUCAAUUAUGAUCAGAAAACAGAAGAAGUGGAACGCAAGAGCAAGGAGAAUGAGUCACUGACAGAGGAACUUGGUCAGAAGCAGGCCUCACUAAAUGUAGCCACAUCAGAACUUCAGACUGUAAAGGACUCGCAAUUACAUCAAAAGAAGCGCAUAAAUGAAAUGUUGGUGUCGCUCCUCAAAGAUCUCAAUGAAGUGGGGUCAAUCAUUGGCACAUCCAAUGAUGCCAUGAAGAACCUUGGAGAUGUCGAUGGCAAGGUGGAGGAGGAAUUCACCGUUGCAAGACUAUACAUCUCUAAGAUGCGUUCUGAGGUGAAAAAUCUGUCCCAGCGCUGCUCAACUCUAGAAUCAAAGCAGGCGGAAAUGCAUAGUCAGAUGGAGGAACGUGAGAAGGAGCUAAUCGAGUCCAAACUACUAGUUACCCAACAUGAAGCCAAGAUGAAAACCCUCUCACAGUCCAUGAAGGAAGGGGAAAAUAAAAAGAGGACCUUGGAAGAACAGUUGGAUUCCCUGAAUGAGGAGGUGGCUCGUCUGAAAGCAGUGUCUAAGGUUUCUGAACAAGAUGGCCAUGUUAAGGAUGCACUUGAGAAGCAGAUUGAACAACAUAGGGAACAACAUCAAAAACAGUUGGCUGCAUUACGAGAUGAAAUUACGGAAAAACAGCAGCAAAUUGAUGAAUUAACAGAUGAGAACCAAAAGAGAGCAGUCACAGAGGAGCAACUGAAGGCUGAGUAUGAGAAGCUUAAGACUGAAGUUGCUGAAAAGACUACUAAGUUGAGUGAGUUGACAACUGUCCACGAGCGCAAGGAGCAGGCACGACAAGACCUUAAAGGCUUGGAAGAGACCGUGGCAAAGGAACUGCAGACGCUACACAAUUUGCGUAAGCUGUUUGUACAGGAUCUCCAGGCUAGAGUGAAGAAGUCUGCAUCAGGAGAGGAGAGUGAUGAGUCAGGUGGAUCACUGGCUCAGAAACAGAAAAUUCAGUUCCUGGAGAACAACUUGGAUCAGUUAACCAAGGUGCAUAAACAGCUGGUCAGAGAUAAUGCUGAUCUACGAUGUGAACUUCCUAAACUAGAGAAGAGAUUGAGAGCAACAAUGGAGCGAGUAAAGGCUUUGGAAACUGCUUUAAAAGAGGCUAAGGAAGGGGCAAUGAAAGAUCGCAAGAGAUAUCAGCAGGAAGUUGACCGAAUUAAGGAAGCAGUGAGGCAGAAGAACCUACAGCGUAGGGGCACGGCUGCUCAGAUCGCCAAACCAAUUCGUGCUGGACAUGCCCCUCAGGCAAAUCAUGCAAGUAUACCUGUGAUUCGUGGAGGAAUGCAGCCCUACCAACCACCAGCAAUGCAGAAGCGGAUAAUUAGUAGUAGUGCACGUAUGGGAAAAUGCGAUCUUCAGAACUCUUGUGGCAGGAAUCCACCAUGAGAUCUCAUCACUCAUAUUCCACAACACUGGGAGACACAUCAAGCUAAAUGAAGCCUUAUCAUAUUUCUGAGAUAGAACCCACCCCUUGUUUAUGUUGAGCUGUGGCUAUGUAUUCUUGAAAUAUUUAAAUAUUUUGUUACCAAUCUCAGUACAGUAACACCAAAUUUAUGCACUGUUACGAACCACGCCAUCAAUUGUCAUGACCUAUCUACCCAGCACCACGAGCAAUGCCAUCUAGGGACGAAACCCGAGUAUGACUAGUCUUAGUU